UUCAACUCGAUCGAAUUGCGAAUAGCUUCAAAUGCUGCUUUCUAUGUCAUAACCUUCAAGUCGACAAGGCCCAAUUCGUAUGUAUGGGAGGUAGAUUAGGCCCGAAACUGGCACCUGUUCUCAUGCGAUCAUGUCUACGGCCGACUUCCCUACGCACGGCUUAUAGUAGAAGCUACAGCUUGCGUCAAAUAUGGCCUUCUCUUAGUCCAAAGCUCCCAUGGCGAGCCGGAGUGGCGGCAGCGCCAUUGAUACAGAGCUCUGCGUCGCCUAUCCCCCGAAGAUAUAGCAGCUCAAAAGCAGCCGCGAAAGGUGUAGUUAGUGACCUUGAGCGCCGGAUCGCCGCCAUACCCAUCGAGCGCUUUCGCAACUUUUGUAUUGUGGCGCACAUCGACCAUGGCAAAUCUACGUUGUCGGACCGCCUACUCGAACUUACCGGUACCAUAUCCUCAUCCAGUUCGAACCGCCAGAUCCUCGAUACUCUAGAGGUCGAGCGCGAGCGCGGAAUCACCGUCAAGGCUCAGACCUGUACUAUGAUUUAUAAUCACAAUGGCCUCGAUUACCUGCUGCAUCUCGUCGAUACUCCUGGACACGUUGACUUCCGCGCCGAAGUCACGAGGUCCUACGCCAGUUGCGGAGGAGCUUUGCUACUUGUAGAUGCCAGCCAGGGUAUACAGGCUCAGACCGUCGCCAAUUUCUACCUCGCUUUCGCCGAGGGCCUGAAGAUCAUCCCUGUAGUCAACAAGAUAGAUAUGAUGGCUGCCGAUGUGCCAAGAGUGCUUGAACAGCUCGAAACUACUUUUGAACUAGACUCCAGCACGGCAAUCGGCGUAAGCGCGAAGACUGGUCUUAACGUUAAGGAAAUAUUGCCAGCCGUGGUAGAGAAGAUCCCAGCGCCGACGGGCGAUGAAUCGAAACCACUAAGGAUGUUGCUGGUCGAUUCUUGGUACGAUAGCUUCCGCGGAGUCGUCUGUCUAGUUCGUAUCUUCGACGGGACCGUGAGGGCUGGCGAGAACAUCAUAAGUUUUGCUACUAACAACAAAUAUACGGUUGGAGAGGUCGGCAUUCGAUACCCUACUCAGGUUCCUCAGACGGUCCUGCGCGCUGGCCAGGUCGGUUACGUUAUCUUCAACCCCGGGAUGAAAAAGAUCCAAGAUGCCAAAAUUGGUGACACUUUUACCACUGUCGGUUCUGAAGAUGUUGUUGAGCCGUAUCCGGGUUUCGAGGAACCCAAGCCUAUGGUCUUCGUUGCCGCUUUCCCUACUGAUCCCGCCGACUACAGUCGUCUAGCCGACAGCAUCGGCCAGCUCGUUCUCAACGACCGUAGCGUUACUCUCCACAAGGACCACUCUGAAGCCUUAGGCGCCGGCUGGCGGCUAGGCUUCCUAGGGAGUCUCCACUGUUCCGUCUUCCAAGAUCGUCUGCGUCAGGAGCAUGGUGCGAACAUUAUCAUUACCGAGCCCGCCGUCCAGACCAAAAUCGUAUAUCAGAACGGUACCGAGUCCGUCCUCCAGAGCCCCGCUGACUUUCCAGAUUCGGAGGAAGGACGUUACCGCGGAGCUACCUACUACGAACCAUACGUACUAGCGACCAUGACACUCCCGCAGGAGUAUCUGGGCCGGGCCAUCGAACUCUGCGAAGCUAACCGUGGUGAGCAAGAUAGUAUCGAGUUCUUCCAUGGCUCACAGGUCAUCCUUAAAUACCGGAUUCCAACUGCUCAGUUGGUGGACGACAUGUUUGGCAAACUCAAGGGCGCGACCAAGGGAUAUGCCACGCUGGACUACGAGGAUGCCGGGUGGCGUGAGAGUAGGCUGGUUAAGCUGCAGCUACUCGUCAACAAAAUGCCCGUUGAUGCCAUAUCCAGAGUUGUACAUUCAUCGCAGGUGGAACGACUAGGCCGACAAUGGGUGACCAAGUUCAAGGAGCACGUACAACGGCAAAUGUUCGAAGUCAUCAUCCAAGCUGCGGUUGGCAAGAGGAUAGUCGCCCGUGAGACUCUGAAAGCCUUCCGUAAGGACGUGCUUGCCAAACUGCACGCCAGCGAUAUCUCGCGGCGGCAGAAACUACUCGAAAAGCAGAAGGAGGGUCGCAAGAAGCUGAGAGCGGUUGGCAACGUCGUGAUCGAACAGGAGGCUUUCCAGAAGUUCUUGGCUAAGUGAACCAAUCUUUCGCCUAGCGUGUAUAUGAUCAUGUAGAUAUAUGUAACCGUAUCAAUACCCAAUCCAGAAUUACGAUGACUACUAAUUUGAAGCUCUGAGUUGUGUGCUUUCAAGGGGAAAGAGUCUACGUAUUAGACCACGAUCAUCACGGCGAAGUAACCAAU
Annulohypoxylon truncatum is the source of this 2320-nucleotide messenger RNA. Its product is annotated as GTP-binding protein lepa. Gene Ontology annotation, cellular component: mitochondrion. The transcript has a single exon. NCBI's taxonomy places the organism in Eukaryota, Fungi, Ascomycota, Sordariomycetes, Xylariales, Hypoxylaceae. Gene Ontology annotation, biological process: positive regulation of translation. The record is from RefSeq and is a predicted model, not a curated record. Bases 84 to 2156 code for a protein of 690 amino acids. Gene Ontology annotation, molecular function: GTPase activity; mitochondrial ribosome binding; GTP binding.